AUGAUGCAAGACUCGAAGGGCUUAUCGGAGAAUGUUCGGAGGUUGCGGUUUAUGUCUGCUCAGCAGCAGACCCGACCGGUAGCACCAGCAGCAGGCGCGGCGACAGCGGGUGGCAGGCAGGACUGGUGUGCCCCUGGUUGGGAGCAAGCGGAAACUUUGUAUGAACAACAGCAACAACAACAACAGCAGCAGCAGCAGCAGGCAGCAAGCGACUCUGCCCUUCACUACGACCUCCUUCUCUUCAGGCGGUCCUUCGGCGGGAUGAAUCCCUUCAUCGAGUCUCUUACCAAGAAGCAAAUUAGAAAGGCGGCUGCCGCGGAAGCGCACAGAGAAGAGAGAGACCAGGCCCUUCUUCUCGCACGUAGCAGACAGAGUAGGCAGAUGCCAGCGGGCCUGUAA
Cyclospora cayetanensis is the source of this 399-nucleotide messenger RNA. RefSeq lists its product as uncharacterized. Bases 1 to 399 code for a protein of 132 amino acids. The transcript is spliced from 2 exons. Lineage: Eukaryota; Apicomplexa; Conoidasida; Eucoccidiorida; Eimeriidae. The record is from RefSeq and is a predicted model, not a curated record.